CUUCCAAGUAUACCGCAUUACCACAGUCACAUAACUCAAAGAAAAUCCCAUAAUCACAAACAUAGUUCUCUUUCAAACAUCAUUUUUUCAAACAUCUUGUUUUUCACGUUAAUUUAUAUUUUUUUCUGCAAAUAAGAAGAAAGAUGUUACCAGAAGCAUGCGUAGCCAACAUCAUUUCCUAUACAUCUCCGGCAGACAUAUUCUCAUCCUCGACAGUGUCUUCGGUUUUCCAGUUAGCCGGAGACUCUGAUUUUGUAUGGGAAAAGUUUUUGCCGUCAGACUACAAAAGCCUCAUAUCUCGAUCUACUGAUAAUCAUCAGAGCUUUUCAUCCAAAAAGGAGAUAUAUAGAUGUUUAUGUGACUCUCUUCUCAUCGAUAAUGCUCGAAAGCUAUUCAAGAUCAAUAAGUUGUCUGGAAAAGUUUCUUAUAUUUUAUCAGCAAGAGAUAUUUACAUACCAUCUGGCGACCAAGCAUCCUACUGGUCCUGGAGCAAGGUUUCAAAUUCUAGAUUUUCGGAAUCCGCUGAGCUUAUAACAACGGAUCGGUUAGAAGUCAGUGGUAAAAUCCAAACCGGAGUUUUAUCACCAAACACAAGAUAUGGAGCAUAUCUCAUAAUAAAAGUAACUAAACGCGCCUACGGACUAGACCUUGUUCCGGCUGAGACUUGGGUUAAAUCAAGUAAUGGUCAUAUUGUGAAAAACACAUCUUAUCUAUGUUGCUUGGAUGAGAAGAAACAACAAAUGAAGCGUCUGCUCUACGGAAACCGUGAAGAGCGUAUGGCGAUGACUGUGGAGAUGUUUGGUGGGGACGGGAAAAGGAGGGAGCCCAAAGGUAGAGACGAUGGAUGGAUGGAGAUUGAGUUAGGAGAGUUUGAGACACGAGAAGGUGAGGACCAUGAGGUCAACAUGAGUCUCUCGGAGGUGAAAGGAUAUCAACUUAAAGGUGGCAUUGUGAUUGAUGGUAUUGAAGUGAGGCCUAAAUCUCCCAGUUAGGAUUAAGGUCGAGUAGCGGAACUCAGAGGUCGUUUAAUUGUUAAUUUAAUUGUGUAUGAGAGAAAUAGAAAAUAAGAGCAAAUAGAGUCUUGUGGUGAGAUAUUUAUUUAUUUGCUUUUUUUUUUUGAAAAAAAUUAUUUAUUUAUUUACUUAUUCAUCAUUGUUCUGCAUGUAAAGGCUAUAUACAAUUUGGG
This is a messenger RNA of Raphanus sativus (radish), 1186 nucleotides long. RefSeq names its product F-box protein VBF. Bases 144 to 992 code for a protein of 282 amino acids. The record is from RefSeq and is a predicted model, not a curated record. Gene Ontology annotation, molecular function: protein binding. The transcript is spliced from 3 exons. Lineage: Eukaryota; Viridiplantae; Streptophyta; Magnoliopsida; Brassicales; Brassicaceae.